This is a messenger RNA of Spirodela intermedia, 2398 nucleotides long. NCBI's taxonomy places the organism in Eukaryota, Viridiplantae, Streptophyta, Magnoliopsida, Alismatales, Araceae. The record is from the annotation of a GenBank genome assembly.
AUGGCAUUUUCGUGCCCAAGAUCAUCAUGGAGAAGAGAUUACCUAAAGCACAUUAAGAUCGUCACAGAUCAAGCAUCACUCGACCUAGGAUUAGUGCACAACAAGGUUUGUGUAAGAUCCAAAUUUGGGGCGUCCUUGUGCACAACAAGGUUUCCAUCAUUCUAUUACAUUAUAUCCAUUCUCUCUCCUUUGUCACGCUUUUUAUAACUCUUGUCUUCACCCUUUUACAUUUAAUUCCUCCCUUCACAAUCUCACAUAUAGAUAUAUAUAUAUAUAUAUAAGAAAUAAAAUAAGUAGAAUUUGUACUCUCAUUAUCCACACUCCCUGAGGAUCGACCUUUACUUAUCCUAAAUAAAAAAGUGAGAUUUUAUAAAUAUUAUUUGCAUCAACUUGGUUACAUCACAACGACAUAUUUAACCUCCAAUUUGAGUUCAUUACAAAUCAGCACACACUACAACCGAACGGUGUAGUAGAGUGAAUGAAUCAAACCAUUUUUGAGAAAGUUUGUUGUCUACUAUCAAAUACUUCUUUACCAAAACAAUUCUAAGCUGAGGUAGCAAAUAUGAUAGUGUACCUCAUUAACAGAUCUCCCUCUCUUGUCAUUAGGAAAAAGACUGCUCAAGAAGUUUGCUUUGGCUCUCCUAGUGAUUAUUCUACUCUUAUAAUUUUUAGUUGUCCUGCCUAUGCUCGCAUAAAUAUUGGUAAGCUUGAGCCUUGUUCUAUCAAAUGUAUUUUUCUUGAUUUUAAAGCAAGAGUAGAAGGAUAUAAAUUAUACCAACUUGAAGAUCAAAAGAUUAUAUAUAGUAGAGAUGUCAUCUUCAAUGAGAUGAUGACUAUGAAGACACCCACUAUGAGUCAAGAAAUAGAUGCUCCACAACAAUCCACGGUGAAUCAAAAAGUUGAUAUUGAAACUUCAAAUUCGUCCUCAAGGUUACCUCACAAGAUAGAACAAUGUGCUCUGACUAUUGGAAUGCAAUACCAGACUUAUUCUAUUGCUAAGAAUUGAUCUCGAAGAGAGAUUCAACCUUUGUUGAGAUGUGCACACACAGACUAUGUGACAUAUGCAUUGGCUGUUACUGAAGAAAUUAAUAGUUCAUAUGAACCAGCUUCUUUUGAAGAAGCAAUUCGCUUUAAUGCCUCAACUAAGUAGGUAUCUAUAAUGCAAGAGGAGAUGGAAUCACUAAGCAGAAAUUCUACUCAGGAGUUAGUAGAGCUUUCAAGAAACAAGAAUUCUAUUCAUUGUAAAUGGGUUUAUAAGCACAAGGAGGGUAAUCUUGGAGUUGAAGAACCUAGGUAUAAAGCUAGGUUAGUAACAAAAGGUUUUAGUCAAAUUCUUAAGGUUGACUAUAAUGAGAUAUUUUCCAUUGUGGUCAAACAUUCUUCCAUUCGUGCCAUCCUUAGUUUAACUGCUCAUAAUAACUAUGAGCUUAAAUAAAUGGAUGUUAAGACAACUUUUCUCUAUGGAGAACUUGAAGAGGAGAUCUAUAUGCUUCAGCUAGAGGGCUUUGUUGACACAAAACAUGAUAAAUUAGUUUACAAGCUCAACCGACCUCUCUAUGGUCUCAAGCAAUCACUUAGACAAUGAUAUAAGAGGUUUAAUUCCUUUAUAUCCACUUUCAGCUUUAGUCAAAGUCACUAUGAUAACUAUUUAUUUUAAGAAAUCUCAUAUAUCUUUCAUCUAUCUCCUUUUAUAUAUCAAUGAUAUCUUAAUAGCUGCUAAGGACAUACAAGACGUUUAGAAUAUUAAAUGCCAACUUAGCCAAUAAUUUGAAAUGAAAUACUUAAGAGCAACAGCAAGAAUAUUAAGAAUGGAGAUAAAAAGGGAUUGAGUUGCAAUAACUAUAUCCUUAAGUCAAAAAGGAUAUAUUGAGAAGAUACUAUGUUGUUUUAAUAUGGAGAAAGUCAAAUUGGUAAGAACUCCUCUUGCGAGACAUUCUAAGCUUUCAACUUUUAGUCUCUCCAAAAACAAAGGAAGAAAUUAGGUAUGUCUAAAAUUCCGUACUCUUUUGCGGCUAGUCCCUAAUGUAUGCACACUUGACCUGAUAUCUCACAAGUUGUAAGUCUAGUGGGUCGCUAUAUAGCAAAUCUUAGAAAAAAUCAUUGAAAAGUUGUCCAAUGAAUCUUUAGAUUCCUGCGACGAACCACAAAUACAUAUCUUCAUUUUGGAAAAUCUUUUAGAAAAAUUAUUGGCAAGGUGAAUUCUAACUUUGCUGGAGAUCUCGAUCAAAGGAGGUCUCCUAAUGGUUACUUAUUUACGUUUUUGUGGGACUACCAUAUUUGAUUUCUAUCAGCAAUUUAUUGGGCUUCAUAAUGAUUGAUCUUUUCGACACUCCACUACUUCGGUCAAGGGGAAGAUAUGUUAAACUUGGUCAAACUUGGUCAUCGGAGCAAAGGAUAG